AUGUUGUUAGAGAAUGAUAUUAUUGGAUCCAAAGUUGCGGCUGAACCUGUUGCCACCGUUUCUCCAGAAAAACUCAAUUGCCAGAUUUCUCACAUUUAUUUUCGGGUGUGCCUGGCCAAACUAACAUCGUUAGGUGAUGCUGUUAAGCAACAUCCGCAUCGGAUGAAUUCCGUGAAAAAUGAAACAAUGCGGAAAGAAGAAGUGAAAGCCACGGCUACGUUGGUGUACCAGAAGAUAACCACUUCUUAUGACAUUUUAAAACAUGAUGAACACAGAAAUGAUAGCAGUUACAUGGUGGCUCAUCCAGAGGAAUACUACCUUGAUUAUUUCUAUUUCUAUCGCACUCUGGUGCCAAAAGUUGAUGUUGAAAUUGUCAUAGCUGUUACCGUUUCUGUCGCAUCUGUUAUUCAGUAUUUAAAUGCAUGGGAAGGUAAUAUUACAGUUGUCAAAAUGUUACGGACACAGGAUGAUGAAUUAACUUUUAAGAGCAGAGACAAUGUUCGUGCUAAUGCACUUCCUGAACUGAAAAGUUCAGAACAUUAUUGUUACAGUAGCAUCAACCCUUAG
Octopus sinensis (East Asian common octopus) is the source of this 567-nucleotide messenger RNA. RefSeq names its product dnaJ homolog subfamily C member 25 homolog. The record is from RefSeq and is a predicted model, not a curated record. Gene Ontology annotation, cellular component: endoplasmic reticulum membrane. The coding region runs from base 1 to 567 and encodes 188 amino acids. Gene Ontology annotation, biological process: protein folding. The transcript has 2 exons. NCBI's taxonomy places the organism in Eukaryota, Metazoa, Mollusca, Cephalopoda, Octopoda, Octopodidae.